Messenger RNA from Thlaspi arvense, 835 nucleotides. The record is from the annotation of a GenBank genome assembly. NCBI's taxonomy places the organism in Eukaryota, Viridiplantae, Streptophyta, Magnoliopsida, Brassicales, Brassicaceae.
AUGGUUAUAUAUUUGUCAGUUUCAGGUGGUCCUGCUCGUGAGAAUGUUGCCCAACCUAAGAGAACUCUGUCAGUUCAAGUAGAACAUCAAAAAGCAAGCUGCUUACCCGAGCUUCCCAAGAAGACAAGAGUUACAAGCCAGAGCCUCAUAGCGAUGGACAAAAAUCAUCUGCUGAUUGUCAUGAAGAUCAUCUCUGGUUCAAACAACGUUUGCCCUGAAUCUGAUCAUAUCUAUGGAGGAUGGAUAAGGGCUUCGAGUUGCUUAUCUUCAUUGAACAGACUUGUGGCUGAGGAAGCUGCUGGUGGGCUAUGGAAUCUCUAUGUCGGAGAAGAGAUUAUCGUCUUCAGGCUUAACCUUGGAUACACAAUACAGAGGAAAUUCGUGGGAAAAUAAUAGAAAAUAUCGAAACCAUCAUCACAACACACAAACACGAACCAUCACCACAAAAACCAUUAUCUCAAAAACCAAAAACUUUAAAAUCACAAAACAAAACAUGAAUCAUCAUCACAAAACAAAUACAAAUCCCAACAUCAAAAACUAUAAUUAUCUCAAACAAAAACUUACACACAGCUAACACGUCACGCAAGCGAAAUUACAAAACACCAAAAGCGAAAUCUCAAAACACAAGCUAUUUAUACUUCUCUCUCUAUCUCAAUGUUUUGUAGAUUAAAAAACUAGAACUUACCACUCUUCGAGUAUUUUGUAAUUGUAUUUAUUUUAUGGUAUUUUAUUUGAGUGGUUUCUGUUUUGCAAGUUGUAAUUUUUUUCAAUAUUUUUUUGUAUUCUGUACAUUCGAACUCAAAUUCUCAAUGCUAUAAUCUGACAUUAAUUUAAC